Leptinotarsa decemlineata (Colorado potato beetle) is the source of this 1943-nucleotide messenger RNA. RefSeq names its product torn and diminished rhabdomeres (gene tadr). NCBI's taxonomy places the organism in Eukaryota, Metazoa, Arthropoda, Insecta, Coleoptera, Chrysomelidae. The record is from RefSeq and is a predicted model, not a curated record. Gene Ontology annotation, biological process: amino acid transport. Gene Ontology annotation, molecular function: amino acid transmembrane transporter activity. Gene Ontology annotation, cellular component: plasma membrane.
CAGAAAAUCACGAGUCUGAAAUAGCCUUCGGAUUAUAAAGAAAAGGUGUGUUGUUUCAAUGUGACAGUGAUAGUUCUUGGCCUGGAAUGUAUUUGACGUACCUUCUGGUACUAACUUUAUAGGAAUGGGAAAUCUACAGGACUUCAGCCAUGCUCUCACCCAUUGGUCAUUUGGGAUCACCAUUCUGGUUGGUCUGCUUGCUUCCGAAUUCUCUGGUGCUGAAGCCAUAGGUUCCAUUUUUAUAGCAGCUAUUUCGUCCACCUUAUCAGCUCUCUGCGGCUCGUCAUCGACCGUUUCAGAAGAGCAAUUCCGAAAGAAAAAGUUGUCUGAUGUUUUAUAUUUCCUUAUUUUAUGGCUCGAUAUUUUAACCAACCUGGUAGCAGCUGCAACUUGCGCCAGACUAGCGAGCGCCACCGUCGAUUACAUCAGUAAAGGGCACUUCAGGGAAUUUUUAUUCGGUAUGGAGCAGCAUUCCCUUGGAGAGCCUUGGCCUGACGUUCUGGGAGUCACCAUCGUGGUGGUGGUCACUCUUUUGUUCAUGUUGGGUCUAGAGAAAUCAUCAACGAUAUCGGCACUCCUCUUGGCAGCUUUAUUAUGUAACUUCGCCUUCUUCACUGCUAUUGGCAGUUUCCACACUGUGAUAAAAUUCGGAGAUUGGUUCAAAAACCUAAAGAUAUACUCAUACAGAAAGGUGUUGAAAUCUGCAGCACUGUGUUCGUUUGCUUUUGUCCACAAUAUUCCAAUAACUCGGAAAAACAACUGCUUGAAAAUAACGACAAUGGUGUUCAAUCCUCUUGUUUUUUAUAUUGUAACCGCCAUAGUAUUCUCCAUGAUGACACAUUACAGAGAAUUGAUUGGCACGGCGAUUCCACUAGUACAAGUUUUUGAAAGAAGAGAUGUUGACUGGGCGAGACCAAUCAUAGCGGCAUUCACAAUAAGCGUAGUUUGUCUUGUGCUCACCGAAGUGUUACCAGUUAUCUACGAUUCCUUCGUAAAGUUGGGAAGCAAAGAAUGGAGGGUUUUCGUACCUUCUAUACAAUAUCGAAGUCCUUUAACUGGGGCACCUGUAUUAGCUAUAUUUGCAGCAGGUAGCCUUGCAGCCAUUUUAGCGUUUGCUUGCCCUUUAUCACAUUUGAUAAAAUUGCUGAAUACUGCCACCCUGGUGAAGUGCGCUAUAGUUUCUCUCCAAUUACUUUACAACAGAUACAAACCAGAAAUCAACUACGACUAUUUGGUUCACAACACCAACAUUCAGUACAGUAAGCUGGGUCAAAAUCCCGUGAAACCCUCCAUUUCUAUUCAGCAUAUAUCAGCUCUGAAGGAGAAGGUGAAGUCUUGGUUCACACCCAAGCCCCAGUACAUCCAUAGAGUGAGCUCUCCCAGCCACACCACGCGUAAGUUAGUGAGCUCUAAAAACAAGAGAGUUGAAGAAAGGGAAUGUCUGCUGAUGGACGAUUACAACAAUAAAUCGAUUAAUAUCGAUCUAGCUGAAGACAGUGUCUCUGAAAACGGUGAUGAUUUGGUUAUUUGCAGCGAAGAUGAGGACUCUGGCAGUUCGACUGAUAUAGAUUUGGUUGUUGAAGAAUAUAAGGAGGGGCUUAAGGUAGCGACUGUUGGAAAAUUUCAUGAAAAUCGAAGAUCAACGAGACUGACUUCUACAGUGGCAUCCUUGUGUUUGAUUUUGAUUGUAGGAUCCUCUGUUGCAAUGUCAUUGUAUGUAAUGAGGAUCAUCAAUAUAUUAUGGCCUAGUAUUUUAUGUUUGGUAUCAGCAACUCUUAUUAUAACAGUAUUACCACAAAACUCUUCAGACAAAUCAAGAGCAUCAUUUCUGCCGUCCAUUAUUUUUCCACUGUUCAAUGUCAUAUCUAUAGGAAUGAACAUUAUACUUGCCUCUACAGUUCUGCUGGAUAUUUGGCAAGGCAUAGUGUUCUGGACUCUAGCAG